UAUACAUAUAUGUUGGUAAAACUACAUUGUAAUGCCCCAAACCCUACUUGGCCCGAAAGUCCCAUGUUAUCUUUAUUCCAAAAAUUGCCGGGGUCAGAAUCAAAUGUGGACGGUCGCACAAUGGCGUACGUGCUCCCGCCUUCUCUUUUCACUGCUUCAAUUUCCAAAUUUGGGGUUAGGAUUAGGGUUUCUGCAAGUUACAGCAGAUCAGUUCAGAUGAGUGUCUCCGCAUCAGAUGCUAAAUCCCUGUCGGCCGACCCUCAAAAUGAUGCCGGAAAGGCGGAGACCACCGACGAUCUGGUACAGUACGUGGUCCUCCGGCGGGACCUGAUCGACACUUGGCCGCUCGGGAGCGUCAUCACUCAAGGCUGCCACGCCUCAGUCGCUGCCAUCUGGACGCAUAGGGAAGACUCGCACACAUUGGAUUACUGCAGCCGUGAGAACAUCGACUCCAUGCACAAGGUUACACUUGAGGUAAAGGGGGAAGCCCAAAUUUUGAACUUGUCAGAAAAGCUCACAGCCGGUGGCAUUCUACACAAGCUGUGGAUUGAACAGCCUGAGAACAUUCCCACGUGUCUCGCCUCAAAGCCCUACUCUAAAUCCGUGGUGUCCUCAUUUUUUAGAAAGCUGAAACUCUGCAAGUGAUUGAAUUUCUAUUUGGUCCAAUCCCACCUACCCUGAUUCACAUGUAAGAUUUAUAGUUCAUCUGGACUGCCCAAUUGAAAUUGUAAGAUAGAAAAAAGUGUUAGUAAGUUGUUCCUUCUAAUUUCAGAACUCGGGUAGUACUGAAAUUGAAUCUCUCUUUCCAUAUCAGCCAUCCACACUGAGCUUCAUAGAAGAUGACAAUACACAUGGUGGAUGGCUAACUCUCUCUCUCUCUCUCUCUCUCUCUCUGAAUAAGAUGCUCUCGUGUUGAAUUCACGCAGCACAUGACAAUGAUUUCCACUAA
Messenger RNA from Malania oleifera, 949 nucleotides. RefSeq lists its product as uncharacterized. Bases 10 to 645 code for a protein of 211 amino acids. Lineage: Eukaryota; Viridiplantae; Streptophyta; Magnoliopsida; Santalales; Ximeniaceae. Gene Ontology annotation, molecular function: peptidyl-tRNA hydrolase activity. The record is from RefSeq and is a predicted model, not a curated record. The transcript is spliced from 2 exons.